CCCAUUUUCCAAUUUGCUUAGCCUUACGGCGGGCCCAUGGUGGAAGGGAAUUUGGAAUUAAAGGGAAAAUAUAUCGCUAAAUCGACCAUUCGAUUUUAUCUUAUAAGUACACACAGUACCGUAGCUUAUCAAUUAUUUAAGAAUGGAAAACGAAUGAUGAGACUGGACGUUAGCGAGUAAUAAACUCGGAAGCGGUGGGUGGUGUGUGCACCUCCGAAGUCUGACCUGAAGGCCGCUCCGUCUACCUCUUCUGCAGCGACCUUGUUUUGGGUCAUCCUCUGGAAUCAGUUCAGAUGCCCUGGGUGGUUCGGACAAAGGAUCCGCUUCGGGAGAGUUGUAUUCCUGGUCGUAGUGUUGGUGUUUGCAGCGAGGCUGCAGUUGACUGACCCACUGAACAAUGGCUCAGUUUCCCACGCCCUUCGGAGGAGGUCUGGACACCUGGGUGAUCUCUUUGGACGAGCGAGCCAAACAUGACCAGCAGUUUGUCAGCCUGGCCCCCUCACCAGCUGGCUACAUCACAGGUGACCAGGCCAGGAAUUUCUUCCUGCAGUCAGGCCUGCCCCCUCCCAUCCUGGCACAGAUAUGGGCCCUGGCCGAUAUGAACAAUGAUGGGAAGAUGGACAUGCAUGAGUUCUCCAUCGCCAUGAAGCUAAUCAAGCUCAAGCUGCAGGGUCACCCCCUGCCCCCCUCUCUGCCCCCCUCCAUGAAGCAGCCGCCCCUCACCCUGCCCCCGCCACCCACCGCACCCUUUGGAAUGCAUGGUUUAGGGGUAAUGCCAGGCCUCCCAGCAGUCCCUCCAUUACCCAUGCCCCCUAUGCCAGGGGUGGGUAUGUCCCCCCCUCUGGUGUCGUCGGUUCCCCCGUCUGUACCCCCCUUGGCCAACGGAGCGCCAAUGACGGGCUUCUCCCACCCAGCCACCACACUCAACAAAAGCUCUUCUUCCAACCGCUCCGGUGCCAAGAUGCAGGGCCAGUCUUUUGAGACUUCUAGCACCCCUGUGCCCCCCCAGCCUCCCACUGACUGGGCUGUUCCCAGCUCGUCCCGGCUAAAGUACCGGCAGCUCUUCAACAGCCACGACAAGAUGAUGAGCGGCCACCUCACCGGACCCCAAGCAAGAACCAUCCUGAUGCAGUCCAGCUUGCCCCAGACCUCGCUGGCGUCCAUAUGGAACCUGUCGGACAUCGACCAGGACGGCAAGCUGACGGCCGAGGAGUUCAUCCUGGCCAUGCACCUGAUUGACAUGGCCAUGUCCGGCCUGCCCCUGCCCCCUAUCCUGCCCCCAGACUUCAUCCCCCCCACCUUUAGGAGGGUACGUAGUGGUAGCGGGGUGUCUGUCACCAGCCUGCACUCCACUGACCAGCGGGUCCAAGAGGAGGCCGAAGAGGAGCAGGAGAGCGAGAAACAGAAGCUGGAGAAACUGACUUUCGAGGACAGGAAGCGGGAGAACUUUGAGCGGGGCAACCUGGAGCUGGAGAAGCGUCGACAGGCCCUGCUUGAGCUGCAGCGCAAGGAGCAGGAGCGUCUGGCGGCGCUGGAGCGCGAGGAGCAGGAGAGGAAGGAGCGCGAGCGGCUCGAGCAGGAGAGGCGGCGGCAGCAGGAGCUGGAGAAGCAGCUGGAGAGGCAGAGGGAGAUGGAGAGGCAGCGGGAGGAGGAAAGACGCAAGGAGAUUGAGAGGAGAGAGGCGGCAAAGCGGGAGCUGGAGCGUCAGCGUCAGUUGGAGUGGGAGCGGAACCGCCGGCAGGAGCUGCUGACCCAGAGGAACCGAGAGCAGGAGAACAUUGUCCUGCUCAAAGCCCGCAAGAAGACCCUGGAGUUAGAGCUGGAGGCACUGAACGACAAGAAGAGCCAGCUGGAGGGCAAGCUGCAGGACAUCCGCUUCCGCCUGUCUGCCCAGCGGCAUGAGAUCGAGAGCACCAACAAGACCCGCGAGGUCCGCAUCGCUGAGAUCACCCACCUCCAACAGCAGCUGCAGGACUCUCAGCAGUGGCUCGGCAGGCUGAUCCCUGACAAACAGUGUCUAAACGAACAACUCAAACAGGUUCAACAGAACAGCCUGCACAGAGACUCCCUGUCGUCGCUGCAGAAGGCGUUGGAGGUCAAGGAGUCUAGUCGGCAGCAGCUGAGAGAACAGCUUGACACUGUGGAGAGAGAGACCCGCUCCAAGCUGCUGGAGAUAGAUGCCUUUAACACCCAGCUCAAGUCUCUGGCUGUGUUCUAUCAGGGCCACACUGCCCGGAUAGAGGGCCUCCGUCUGGAGCUGCUGCUGGAGGAGCAGAGGGGGCGACAGGAGCUCCGAGAGAUCCACAGCAAGCAGCAGAGGCAAAAGCAGAAGGAUCACCUGGAGGGAGAAUUCAACAUCCACGCCAUCGCCCAGGAGAGGGCCAAGUCCGCCGAGCUCACAGACGGAAGGUUGUCUGCCACUGACGAGGGCCUGGCGUGGCGAGAUGAGGGCACGGUGGAGGCCCCCACCCCACCCCCCCAGCCCUGGAUGAAGCGCGUGAGUGAGGAGGAGGGGCGCACUAAGAAGGACAUGCAGGACAAACUCAACCAGCUCUUCAUGCAGCAGCCUGAACCAGGGAAACUCAUGAACCAGAGCCCAUGGCCCACGGGCGACAAGAUUCCGGUGACUGGGUUCAACCAGGACAAGGUCAAGGUGGUCUUCUACCGGGCGCUGUACCCCUUUGAUGCCCGCAGUCACGAUGAGAUCACCAUCACCCCCGGAGACAUUGUCAUGGUGGACGAGUCCCAGACAGGUGAGCCAGGCUGGCUGGGCGGCGAGCUGAAGGGGAAGACGGGCUGGUUCCCUGCCAACUACGCAGAGAAGAUCCCAGAAACCGAGGUUCCCAUGAGCCUGCGGGCCAGUGCUGCCACCACGGGCGCUGCGCCCAAACUGGCCUCACGGCUCACACCCAACGCCGUCUCCACCACACCCACGCCACCCAGCCAGCCAAUGGCAACCCCUCCCCCGGCAACAGCUCCCCCUGCCCCCGGUCCCUGCCCUGGCCCUGGUCCCGCCUCUUCCUCCUCCUCGGCAUCUAGUAACUGGGCAGAUUUCAGCACCACAUGGCCGUCCACCAGCUCUGUAGAGAAGACUGAGACUGGGGAGGGCUGGGACGCUUGGCCCACCCAGCCGUCUCUCUCUGUGCCCAGUGCCGGGCCCGGGGGCCAGCUGCGCCAGCGCUCUGCCUUCACACCCGCCACCCUCACUGGCUCCUCUCCGUCUCCCGUCCUGGGACAGGGGGAAAAGGUGGAGGGCUUGCAGGCCCAGGCGCUGUACCCGUGGCGGGCCAAGAAGGACAACCACCUCAACUUCAACAAGAGCCACGUGAUCACAGUGCUGGAGCAGCAGGACAUGUGGUGGUUCGGCGAGGUGCAGGGCCAGCGGGGCUGGUUCCCCAAGUCCUACGUCAAGCUCAUCUCUGGCCCCGUACGCAAGUCCAUGAGCAUUGAGUCUGGCUCAUCCGACAGCCCCCCGAUCAUGAAGAGACCCACCCCGUCCCCUACCAAGUCCAUGGACCCAGGAGAAGAAUACAUAGCCAUGUACACCUACGAGAGCAAUGAGCAGGGCGACCUGACCUUCCAGCAAGGCGACGUCAUCGUGGUCACCAAGAAGGAGGGCGACUGGUGGACAGGCGUGGUCUCAGGCAAGACGGGGGUAUUCCCUUCCAACUACGUCAAACCCAAGGACUCUGAGGGACUGGGACCCGCAGGGAAGACUGGAAGCCUGGGGAAGAAGCCCGAGAUAGCCCAGGUCAUCGCCCCGUACACGGCCACGGGGGCCGAGCAGCUCACCCUGGCGCCCGGCCAGCUCAUCCUCAUCAGGAAGAAGAACCCGGGGGGCUGGUGGGAAGGGGAGCUACAGGCCCGGGGAAAGAAGCGGCAGAUUGGCUGGUUCCCGGCCAACUACGUGAAGCUCCUGAGCCCCAGCACCAGUAAGACCACGCCCACAGAACCCACACCCCCCAAGCUGCCAAUGCCCAGUGCAGGUAGGGGCCAGGAGCAGGGAUCUGACGGGGGCCCGCCAGGGCCUUGGGGCCCCUCCUUGACUCAACAUAUGACGGCAGUCUGUCAGGUGAUUGGCAUGUACGACUACAUGGCGCAGAAUGAUGACGAGCUGCCCUUUGGGAAGGGCCAGAUCAUCAAUGUGCUGAGCAGGGAAGACCCUGAUUGGUGGAAAGGCGAGCUGAACGGUUCCGUGGGCCUCUUCCCCUCCAACUACGUCAAACUGACCACCGACACAGACCCCAGCCAACAAUGGUGCGCGGACCUGCACCUGCUGGACAUGCUGACCCCCGUUGAGAGGAAGAGACAGGGCUACACGCACGAGCUCAUCGUCACCGAGGAGAACUAUGUCAAUGACCUGCAGCUCGUCACCGAGGUCUUUCAGAAGCCUCUGCUGGAGUCGGAGCUGCUGACUGAGAAAGAGGUGGCCAUGAUCUUCGUCAACUGGAAGGAGCUCAUCAUGUGUAACAUCAAGCUGCUCAAGGCUCUGAGGGUUAGGAAGAAGAUGUCGGGCGAGCGGAUGCCGGUGAAGAUGAUUGGAGACAUCCUGACGGCUCAGCUGCCCCACAUGCAGCCCUACAUCCGCUUCUGCAGCUGCCAGCUCAACGGGGCCACGCUCAUCCAGCAGAAGACCGACGAGGUGCCCGAGUUCAAGGACUUUGUCAAGAGACUGGCCAUGGACCCAGGUUGUAAGGGAAUGCCCCUCUCCAGCUUCCUCCUCAAACCCAUGCAAAGGGUGACGCGCUACCCCCUCAUCAUCAAAAAUAUCCUAGAGAAUACUCCGGAGGCUCACCCGGACCAUAGCCAUCUGAAGCAGGCUCUGGAGAAGGCUGAGGAGCUGUGCUCCCAGGUCAACGAGGGUGUCAGGGAGAAGGAGAACUCUGACCGGCUGGAGUGGAUCCAGGCCCACGUCCAGUGUGAGGGGCUGUCUGAGCAACUCGUGUUCAACUCGGUGACCAACUGCCUGGGCCCGCGCAAGUUCCUGCACAGCGGCAAACUCUACAAGGCCAAGAGCAACAAGGAGCUGUACGGCUUCCUAUUCAACGACUUCCUCCUGCUGACUCAGAUCAUCAAGCCCCUGGGCUUCUCGGGCUGCGACAAGGUGUUCAGUGCCAAGUCCCACCUGCAGUACCGCAUGUACAAGACCCCCAUCUUCCUGAACGAGGUGUUGGUGAAGCUGCCAACAGAUCCCUCGGGAGAUGAGCCCAUCUUCCACAUCUCCCACAUCGACAGGGUCUACACCAUCCGGGCAGAGAGCAUCAACGAGAGGACUGCUUGGGUGCAGAAGAUCAAGGCAGCUUCGGAGCUCUUCAUCGAGACAGAGAAGAAGAAGAGGGAGAAGGCUUACCUGGUUCGCUCACAGAGGGCCACGGGCAUCGGCCGGCUGAUGGUAAACAUUGUGGAGGGCAUCGAGCUGAAGCCCUGCCGCUCCCACGGUAAGAGCAACCCGUACUGCGAGGUGACGAUGGGUUCCCAGUGCCACAUCACCAAGACCCUGCAGGACACGCUCAACCCCAAGUGGAACUCCAACUGUCAGUUCUUCAUCAAGGACCUGGAGCAGGACGUGCUGUGUGUCACCGUGUUUGAGAGAGACCAAUUCUCUCCUGACGAUUUCCUAGGCAGGACAGAGAUCCGUCUGGCGGACAUUAAGAAGGACCAGGGCUCCAAAGGGCCCAUCACCAAGAGGCUGCUGCUCCACGAGGUGCCCACAGGAGAGAUUGUCGUACGACUGGACCUGCAGCUCUUCGAGGAGCCCUAGCCCAUCCCAGUUCAUCCCAGCCCUGCUCAGCUCAGCCUAACCCAGCCUAGUCUAACACCCAUAUACACCCCCCACCCCACCCCGUUAUCCCUGCCCGAAGACUCACCAAGCUCUAGUGACAAUCCCCAACGGCCCAGCCCCACACUCGUGUGUGUGUGUGCGUGCGCGUGUGUGUGUGACUGUGAAUGAAUGUCUGCAGAAGGGUUUCAAUUAUGGUGAAGGUUUUUUUCUCCUCUUUAUGAUUUGUAUCAUUAUGGUGUAUAUAUGAUAUCAUGACUCCACUAUUAUUUGGUUGAACAAAAUAAUGACGCAUUCCACAGCUAAUCUAAAAUCUCAAAGGCCGUCUUAUAACGCAAUGAACCUUUGAGACAUGAUAUACUGUGGAGAAAUGUUUGAACAACACAUAUGAUCAUUGCUUAUGCACUGUAUGUCUUAAAGAGCCCACCCUGUGGCAUUAACACCUGGGGCGUGUUCAUUAGUCAACAAGCGGAAGAAAACGGACAAACCGGGCGAGACUCCCUUGUCCAAUAAUAAACGUUAAUUUUCUUUUCACGUUGCAAAACAUUUUAAAACGCCUUCCAUUGUGUGGCCAAAUGAACACCACCCAGGUGACCACACUUUUGUUGUGCCAUCCCUGUGACAACAUACGGCAACCUCCCAUAUAACCUUUGACACUGUGUUCAUGUUUAUAAACAUAUGGCUAUAAUGUCAUUGCAGGUCAGACAAUUUCAAAAGCUUGUCUGAAGCCCAUCUAAUAAUACCCCUGGUUGUUUUAGCUGGAACAUCUUCCCUUGUAUUUCUUUCAUUGAAACGUGACCCAGGUUUCGAGUUAUUUGUUCGUUUCUGUGUACGUCUGUUUGAGACCAGGGUACAAAAGCAGGUACAGUACAUAAGUGAAUGUGAGGAGGAGAGCUAUACUUUGUGAUAUACACUGAAAGGUUUGGUGAGACACUUUGGAAAAAUGUGUUAGGGAAUUAAAGAGCUGUUGUGUUAGUAUACUACAGUAUGCUGAGAAUGAAAAUGAAGCUAUCAGUAAUCUUUACACUGUACCUUUUAUAUGGUCCACAUAUUGAGCGUUGUGUUUUAGAUUGGAAAUUCAAAUGAAAGGCCAGACGAAAUGUUUGGGUGUAUUUGAAACAUUACACAAGUACUGUACGAAAGUACACACUGUCAAAUUGGCUUAGCCCAAAGUAUAUUGUUGUACGGUUUGAGGGAAAUUGAAGAGCAGAUUUCCUGUUUUCUAAAUGAUGUGUAAAUGAGUGCCGAUUUCUAGUUACAUUUGCAGCGUAGACCAAGAUGAUGGAGUACCAAUGUACUACAAAUCAUUUGUUUUUUGAUGGUUAGAAGAAUCAUACGGUGAUAUCAGGAAUGUUUUUGUACUUGUUCCGAAAAAUCCUGUUAUUUUCAACGCAUUCAUAUCUUCACGUUUUGUAUGUAUAUUUUAGUUGUUUUUAAUUACAUUUUUUCGUACGGCAAAAAAGCACCAUUUAAUAUAGAGUGCUAUAUUUAUGUGUUGGAAAGCCAUUUUGUAGUUUUUGUUUUGGAGACUGCGGUCAGGCUUUGUUAUGAUGGACAUAUUCGGCCAAUGCUGUAACGGUUUGUGAAGAGGAGGCAUUUCAGGUUCAUUCAAUUUGGGUCUCAAAUUAAUAUAUUUCCUUUGCAAGAGAACAGGAAUGAUUUUUUUUAGAGUUUUGUGUGGCACUGUGUUCAGUUGGACAACACUGUAUUACAUAUUUAUUGACGUUAAGAAAGACCAUUCUGACAAAAGGGAAAUAUCAGCCUCCAGGUUGCUGCAAUAUGCAAUCUACUCCGAGGUAUGAGACCAUUUGAAUCUUUCAUAUGGUCUUAUCUGUUAUUUUGUUCUUUAUGACGACCCUCCCAUUAUCUUGGGUUCCGCGUUCGAAAGGAGAUGUACAAGGAUAUCCGAAGGCAGCAGAGACGACUGACUUCAGUCUGUUAAGUCUGACAAUGUUAGCAUAGUUUGUCUAAUGUUAGUUUAAUGUAUGUUGUUGUUGUUACCAGCUAUGUGUCCGUGUAGAUAAUGUACAAAUACUAGUGAAAUUCCACUGCCGUGUUAGUGAGAGUGGUCAAGGAGAACAGCGUUUGCAGAGCCUGUGUUCCUUAUGUGUAUGUCUAGGAGGGAGGGAGUAACAUUGACUUACUAUUCUCGAGUGCUUUGGGGUUUGUGCUGGGUCUCUGUUCAAAUUGGAGGACUUAGAUUAUGACUAGUCAUUUCCCUAUAGCGUGCGACCUGUACCUCCACUCCUUCCCGGUUACCCCACAGUAGUGCCCUUUUAAUGUUCACUCUAAAACCAGUGAUGGUCUCUUCUUUUUAAUGAGCAAAGUCUUAACUGAUAAAGUACAGUAUGUGAAUAUGUUGAAAUAUUUGAAAGGAGUAUAAGUAAUAUAUUACAACAACUACCGUAGAAUAAUGUUGAUGACAAUGUAUUGUUAUCAAGGUAUGAGAAGUGUAUUGUCUUAAAUGUUGAAAAUAAAAUUAGAUUGGACCAAGGA
Oncorhynchus tshawytscha (Chinook salmon) is the source of this 8275-nucleotide messenger RNA. It is a transcript of the gene itsn1, whose product is annotated as intersectin 1 (SH3 domain protein). Gene Ontology annotation, biological process: positive regulation of Rho protein signal transduction; intracellular signal transduction. The transcript is spliced from 40 exons. Bases 398 to 5761 code for a protein of 1787 amino acids. NCBI's taxonomy places the organism in Eukaryota, Metazoa, Chordata, Actinopteri, Salmoniformes, Salmonidae. The record is from RefSeq and is a predicted model, not a curated record. Gene Ontology annotation, molecular function: calcium ion binding; protein binding; guanyl-nucleotide exchange factor activity.